CCAGUGACAACUGCAGUCAGAACAACAGGCCAAUAUAAAUAUCCCUGGCCAGUGACACACAGGGGUCAGAGUGGAUCCACAGAGUCAGGAGAGGCUACUGCAGAGAAGAGAGGUAGCACUAUGGAUAUGCCAACCCUGUGUCUCUUCAUUAUUCUCUACACUCUCCGUCAAGUUUUAGGUGCUGUGUUAGCUGAGCAUAUGGAGCCCAGGAACCUGUUCACAGAGAGGGCCUGCUGCAGGCGCCAGAGCCAUCUUGUUUACAUCGGCCAAGAUAUUUCAGGAAGUCCAGUUAAUGUUGACGUGGGCAAAUGCAGAAGCCAUUGCGGGGGACCUAUAAAAGCUUCACCAUCACAUGACACAGCCACACGUGUUAAUCCCAGGCAUUCCUCAAUGCUGGAUUACCUCAGGAACAAAAAGCUUUAUCAGGUUAAAUCAAAUGAGGAUACGUCUCCACAUACUAAAGAUGCCUCCAGCAAAGUUCCCUCAUGUGGAGCAGAUUUAACGUGUGAACCAACCGGCCUGAGAGUGGACAAGGUGAUGCUUUUUGAUGGCCUCCGAGAGGUUGAGACCAUCGAGGAAUGCCACUGCGAGACAAAACUGUCCCAGUGUAUGCGGGUUCCCGCACUAAAGACCUUCAACUUCGAAACACCCUAUGAGACUGUCGUUGAUGUGGGGAAGUGUGCAGGCUCCAAGGCUGAACGAGAGGGCUUCUCCUGUGUCCCCACUAAAUUUGACGCUGCGCUGGUGGAGAACCCAAACAAAGUUGAGCUGGUGCAGACCGUAGAGACCUGUGAGAUGAAGGAAGGGUGCUACAGAAUCCCAUACAUUGAGUACCACUAUGAGCUGGCCUAUGACCCCGAUGGAGUCAAGAGUGAGAAACUCAAGGAAAUUGAUGUGGGCAGGUGUCUGGGGAGCUGUGCCACAGGAAACCGAUGUCUUCUCAGGAGUGCUGCUAACCCAGAAGAGUGUUUGCUGUGGGCAGAAGGUCCAGGGAAUGCAUGUGUUCCUCAAGGUUAUGAGAGCAACACAUUCCUGAACCAGCACGGCCAACUCCGCACUGUUCUCUCCAUAACGUCCUGCUUAUGCCAAUCCUAAACAUGGUGACCCUGCUACCACACACACACACGCACACACAUACAGCUCAAUCUUGAUCUCGGUCUCUGUAGUGAGUGAGUGAUCCCUGGGCCAGAGCCAUUUGCACUACUCAGUGUUGCAUACAUCCUUGUAAUAUAUGUAAAAUAUGUAUUAAUUAAUUUUGUAAAUAAAAUGUAUGUGAGCCUU
Molecule: messenger RNA, 1281 nt
Organism: Alosa alosa (allis shad)
Lineage: Eukaryota; Metazoa; Chordata; Actinopteri; Clupeiformes; Clupeidae
Gene: pnhd
Product: pinhead
Exons: 7
Coding region: 121-1095 (324 amino acids)
Source: RefSeq, a predicted model, not a curated record